AAUAAAGCAGUUAUACUGUAUGGUUCACAAAUUAUCAUUAGAACGUAAAUUUAAUGAUAAGCCAGUCAUUCUCCGGAAAAUACCGACUACAGGGACAAAAAAAUUAGUGAUAACGAUGCACCAUAAGCUUUGACGCGCUUUAGGCGGACCCCGCCUAUGGAUAUAUUCGGCCGGUGCAACGGGCCCGGCCUUGGUAUCCACCCGGCCAUUAACCACUCAAAUUCUUCCAUUUCUACUCGAUCAGCCAACCUUCACGCCCAGACCCACCAUCUCCAAGCAACAGAAGCUCAACAACAUCAACAACAACAGCAACAACACCAGCAGCAACAGCACCCUAGUUCAACUAGCACUCUAGCGAGCAAUAACAGUAUGCCAGCUCAGGUUGCGGAAACUGCAACCAGCCAGUCAAGGAUGCAGCUAACGGGAGCUUCAGCACCUGGCAAUGCUGCUUCACCUGAAAGUGGUGUCUCCCCGCUGGCCGACGCUUAUACAAAAAUGACUAGUGAUAUAUUUGCUGAGAAGACACUCAGCGACUAUAUGAACGAGCAUCCCGGCGAACUCGUAAGGACUGGAUCUCCACAUCUGGUGUGCACAGUUCUGCCAACACAUUGGAGGUCCAAUAAGACGCUACCUGUGGCGUUUAAGGUUGUAGCUCUGGGUGAAGUUGGUGACGGCACCGUUGUCACUGUUCGUGCGGGCAACGACGAAAACUGUUGCGCUGAGCUGCGCAACUCAACCGCUCUGAUGAAGAAUUGCGUAGCAAAAUUCAAUGACCUGAGGUUCGUUGGUCGAAGUGGUCGAGGAAAAAGCUUCACACUGACGAUAACAGUGUCGACGUCCCCACCUCAGGUAGCAACUUACGCCAAGGCGAUUAAGGUGACAGUUGACGGGCCUCGUGAGCCCCGAUCCAAGACCAGUGAGUAUCACUGGCAGCAGCAGCCGUUCCACGCUUUCGCUUUCGCAUCGCAACGAGGUGGUCCAUUCUUUGCAUCACCUCUUGUGGAUCCACUCCAGCCACUUCCAAAUCCAUUGCAGCCGCUGCCAAGUUCAUUACAACCGAGAGAUCCGUUGUCAUCCUUUCGACAUGCGAUGCCCGGUAACUGCCAGAACAUGUCUCAGUUUGGCCUGACAGCGAGCAACUCAUGGAGUUACGGCAGUACUGCAGGUUACGCUGGUUACCUACCAGGGCCCCUGUCCUCGUGUGCGGCUCAGACGCCGUUUGCUCCACCUCCACCUCCACCACCAGCGGUACCAUCCGCAUCGUCAACCACCUCAGCCCUAACGACGUUUGCUGGUGAUACGACUGCGAUGAACAACAACCAGACCGCACCUGACUCCACAGCUAAUGGUACAAAUGGCGUUACUGUGGCCGCCCAACCAGCUAGUAACAAUACUAGUAAUGCAAAUACGGCCAGUCAGCAGGAUGCUUUUUCCAGUGUAUCGUCUCUUCCAGACACAACGACACCAGGAGCACAGGGAGAUCCACUAGACCAUCUAAACAGUUUGAUGACGAGCAGUGCUGCCAGUCAAAGGUACCAAGACUACGUAUCGCCUCGUUCUCUUUCAACCGAUUCAAGCACAACGGAAAGUCCCGUGCAUGAACAGGACCAGACGUUCGUAGGACCUGGUGCUGGCGGUCAGAACUGCACCAACAACUAUUUCCCAGCGCCAAGUGUCUUCCCUACCAUCCUUUAUUCUCAGCUUUACAACAAUCAGUUCCAGACCGCUGAAGCCCAGGAACAGCACAGAGCUUUGGCUGACGUCAGCUGUAGUGUCAGAGUACAAGAUGAUGUCAGACCCGACAAUAAUGUCUGGCGGCCGUACUGAGGACGUGGUACCAUUAUG
Molecule: messenger RNA, 1845 nt
Organism: Copidosoma floridanum
Lineage: Eukaryota; Metazoa; Arthropoda; Insecta; Hymenoptera; Encyrtidae
Biological process (GO): regulation of DNA-templated transcription
Cellular component (GO): nucleus
Molecular function (GO): DNA-binding transcription factor activity, RNA polymerase II-specific; RNA polymerase II cis-regulatory region sequence-specific DNA binding; ATP binding
Source: RefSeq, a predicted model, not a curated record